AUGGUGUCGCCGUCGACGCAGGAGGCGUGGCGACACUGGUGGAACGAGACCAAGAGCGGCAGCAUCAAUACCUACGCGUCCAUCGUGCUUUUCUUCCUCUCUACAGUGCUGGCCAAGUCGAUCGCUCGCUGCCUCUUCUGGAUCGUCCGCAAAGCCUGUCCGACCAAGUGGAUUUGGCCUGAUGAAGCACCGCAGAUGAUGAUGUGGCAGACAUCACUUUUGUGCCGUGCUGGGCUGGUGUGGAUUGCUAUCUUGGUCUCUCGCUUGUCCUUAUUGCUGCACAAGUGGCCAGCAUGGCUCUUUGGCAUUUGCUUUCUCAUUUGGAUGGACGCAGUUGGCAAUGUGCUGCGGGAAGUGAUUGUUCGUAACGGCGUCGUGGGGUACAAAGAGGACGAGAAACCAGGCCGGAUGACGCUCUUGUACGAAGGCAGUACACUGGCCAAGAUGUUGCUGCUCGUGCUCAUUGUGUACACGUACUACAUUACUCCCUGGAUCGAAGACUCGAGCGAGCUGAGGCUGCUCUUCUCGGUUGGGUUCUUUGUCUCGAUGGCACUCGCUACACUGCCAUUGCUACGCAAUGUCAUGGGUGCACACUACAUGUUCCUGGCCAAUAUGCUGCACCUCGACUCGAUCAUCUAUCUGCACGGGUCGCGAAAAGGAGUUGUCCGUGACGCACCGCUAGGAUUUAUUGUGCUAGCUACCUCUGACAACACCAAGACGUUUAUCCCUGCGGGCGGGACAGUGAGUCACACGACAGAGGUGUUUCACAACUUCUUGUGGCCGCUUCGACUGGAUGUUCGGUUACCAGUGAAUACCCCGGCAAAGCGUGUGCGCCAGUUCGUACAAGACAUGGACCGGUUGCUGUUUUGGGACCCUGUAGUAGCAAUCGCACCCGACGGAACUGCUGCUGUUCCGGAUGCUGAUGGAACUACUUCAUUCAUGGAUGCAUCGCCAGCGUACGAAAGCGUGAGCACGCGUGAAUUUGCGAGUGCAGCAGCGACCGAGAUGGCCACCAGGUUACUGUUUGAUGAGAAUCGACAAGAAGAAGAACGCAUUAUACGGCGCGCACGAGGUAAUGAGGGCUUUGUGGCGCUAGAGGCCAACAAGCGAUGGGUCGUGCAAUUUCGGACGUUUGUGCAGGCCACCGAGAAAGCACACUUUUGCCAGACUCGUGCUGCGUACAUUGAGGCCACUACAAAGCUACUGGAGAAACAAGGAAUGGCCUUUCGGUCGCAAGCUACUGUCGCUGAGCCUUGA
Messenger RNA from Hyaloperonospora brassicae, 1257 nucleotides. The record is from the annotation of a GenBank genome assembly. NCBI's taxonomy places the organism in Eukaryota, Oomycota, Peronosporomycetes, Peronosporales, Peronosporaceae.